AUUUGCAAAAACAAAAAUUGUUCUCCUAUUAUUACUCUAAAAUCCCCAAAAUACCCUCAAUUUACUCAUAAAUCAUAAUGUGAAAUUGGGUAGAAAUUGUUUUCUCUCUCAAAAGUCACAAAGGAAUACAAGAAUAAAACAGUAGUGGUCUUUACAUUCUCCAGUCCACUAAGAGAGUGAAAUUGGAAGAAGGUUCUUGUUGAUUAUGGCUAUGGAGGCACCUUGGCUGCAGGAAUUAUUGGCGACUACCUCUGUUUUCUCUGAAUCUGAGAUUGCAGAGAUGGAGAAUUUAUUCAGGCAAGUUAGAAAAGAGGCGUUGACUCAAGAAUUUUAUCAAGACCUUGCAACAAGUUUCAGUUCCUCUACUUGUCGCAUCGGAAAACCAUCCAUAAGUUGGCAACAGGUGCAUAAUUGGUUCCAAGAUAAACAGAAGGGUACAUUUUCAGUUAUAAAUACACCUAUGUCAACGUUGUCAAGUAAAGCACCUGAGACUUCAAUGGUACUUAAAGGUGGAACAGCUUCAGAACUUGCAGACUUGGCUUUUGAGGCUAAAUCUUCAAGAGAUAAUGCAUGGUAUGAUGUUGGUACAUUUCUCAACUACAGAGUUCUAUGUUCUGGCGAACUUGAAGCUCGUGUCAGAUUUGCGGGUUUUGGGGUCUCCCAUGAUGAAUGGGUGAAUGUAAAAAUUGGAGUGCGUGAACGUUCAAUCCCUCUAGAACCUUCAGAGUGCCAUAAAAUUAAGGUUGGCGACCUUGUGCUGUGCUAUCAGGAAAGACUGGAUUAUGCUGUAUAUGUUGAUGCACAUGUCAUGGAAAUCCAACGGAUGUUGCAUGACAUAAAGGGAUGUCGAUGCAUCUUUGUGGUUCGAUUUGAUGAUGAUAAGACUGAGGAAAAGGUCCAGCUGAGCAAGAUAUGCUGCAGGCCAAAGUAAAAGUCUGCAUUGAAAUUAGCUGUGCCAGAACUAGAAAUUACAAUUGAGACAUCAACAUUUUCCAUGUAACAAUAGGGGCAGGUUGCUAUUUGGUGCUUCAACUGGUAACACCAUUCGCUGUAUAAAGUAGAAUUAAUAUCCUUUGUGAUAUAAUCAAACCGGAAAACAAGCUUAAUGAUUUUAAUCUUAUGGAGAAUGCUUACUGUUUAAUCAA
Molecule: messenger RNA, 1145 nt
Organism: Chenopodium quinoa (quinoa)
Lineage: Eukaryota; Viridiplantae; Streptophyta; Magnoliopsida; Caryophyllales; Amaranthaceae
Product: protein SAWADEE HOMEODOMAIN HOMOLOG 1-like
Exons: 9
Coding region: 206-931 (241 amino acids)
Molecular function (GO): chromatin binding
Source: RefSeq, a predicted model, not a curated record